Molecule: messenger RNA, 596 nt
Organism: Ipomoea triloba (trilobed morning glory)
Lineage: Eukaryota; Viridiplantae; Streptophyta; Magnoliopsida; Solanales; Convolvulaceae
Product: heavy metal-associated isoprenylated plant protein 16-like
Exons: 3
Coding region: 65-496 (143 amino acids)
Source: RefSeq, a predicted model, not a curated record
CGAGGCUCCUAGCUAGGUCGGGAAAAGCUAGAAAAAAUUAAAACGUAACAAAAGAACAUUCAUCAUGAAGCAAAAAAUAACCAUCAGUCUGCCGGUAAACAGCGAUAAAUGCCGGGCAAAGGCUAUGCAAAUUGCAGUAUCUACUAUAGGGGUGAUAUCAGUUAAUAGUGAUGCAGAUAAAAACCAGUUGGUGGUUACCGGUAACGGCGUAGAUUCCUUUGAGUUGAUGAAGUGCUUGAAGAGGAAAUUCAGAUGUGCCAACAUUGUCUCCAUUGAAGAAGUGAAGCCGCCGGAGAAGAAAGACGAUAAGAAAGAGGAGAAGAAGAAAGAUGAAAAGAAGGAAGAAGAGAAGGACAAGAAAGACGAAUGUUGCAAAACUUGUCGUUAUCCUUGUCCUUGUCCUUGUCCAAUUCCGGGUUACAACAAUCCAUGCGUACAGUACUAUCCGGUGUGUCAACCCGUUUAUGACUCCAAUCCAAGUUGCUCCAUUCAAUAAAGUCAUUCAAAAUUGGAGUGGAAUAACUACCUCAGCUCAGUAUACUGUGGGUUUUUUUUUUUUUUUUUUUUUGGCUAGAAAAAAAUCCAGAAUCAUUAUU